CAUCUGGCUCCAGCUGUCAUCUUCAAAGAGACUUGCCAUGUUGGGCCAUGUGUGCCAGCUUCACUAUCAUGGGGGCGGUGCCGUGACAUAUCAGUUAGAGAAUGGGAAGUUGGCCAACAUCAUUUUCCGCACUGCGCCAUACUUGAAAGUCGGCCAAGCAGUCACCUUCUGCAUUGUUGACGGAGCUGCUGUUGAUGUCAAAAUUGCGGCAGCCGCAAGCGCUGGGGGUGUGGAAAGGACCGGCUGCACGCCGGCGUCAGCUGACGUGGUCGUGGAAAGGACGGGCCGUGCGAAUUCGUCGACGUCCCCCAAGGCGGGUGGUUUCGGGCCAUCCAAACGGCUUCAGCGAGAGAUUGGGCGGUUCCACAAUGCCACCCUGGAGGAGCAACUGGACCGGAUAGCCCAAGCUGAAGCGGACCUGCAUCGACUGCUGGAGGAUGACUUGGAUGGCGAUGGGCUGUGCCGCUUGGUUCGAAGGGUGGCUGCCUGGCUACAUCGGCCGGUGGCGCGAGCCGCUGAGGUGCCGGACCCAUCUUCGGUCCCGCAGGAGAUCCCGAGGGAGGAGGUCUCCCACCGGUUGCAGAGUCGCAUUCGCCGUGUGCUGAUCAGGGCCCUGCAAAACAUCGAUUUGGAGGAUGAAAACACCCGGAAGUGCCUGGAGAGCGCGCUGACAUUUAUCCAGGCGGUGGUUGGUGGGGUUGAUCUCACUGCUUAUCCAGCCACUCCGGCCACCCGGCAAUGGCAUCAGCUUCGCUCGCUGGUGAACGGCUUGGAUGCGCUGAAGAUACAGCAGGAUGACGUGGAGCCACCCAGGGCCAACCGCCAAGAGGGUCGAACUUUUGCAGAGCGCGGUCGAGUGUCGGAGGGCUCAUAUCAGCCAAACAAGAAGAUCAAAGGCCUACCUACAGUGUUUGAAGGAAAGAAGGUGAUUCAGUUGCAAUGCAGCUCAUGUCCAGCGACCAUAUCAAGCAGCUGGUUUUUCCGACAUCCGGGGCACCCUCGCAAGUCAGUGUUCUGGUUCCUUUCAAAGGACAUUAUGCUUGCAGAAAAAUCACCGGGAAAAUGAGUCCCUGGAUUCCGGCAUCUUUCCUGGAAGGAUUGAUCGAUUUGACAGGCUCAACUUCUGCAGAAACACAAGCGGGAACGUCGCUAUUGCAAGGAUUGCGGGAGCAAAUACAUAUGCAAGCACCAAAAGAGACGGCACGACUGUGCACUGUGCAAAAAAGCAGCGCUACAUUUGCAAGAUGGCUAGCGCG
This is a messenger RNA of Cladocopium goreaui, 1256 nucleotides long. Lineage: Eukaryota; Dinophyceae; Suessiales; Symbiodiniaceae. The record is from the annotation of a GenBank genome assembly.